This is a messenger RNA of Jatropha curcas, 1356 nucleotides long. Its product is annotated as Polynucleotidyl transferase, ribonuclease H-like superfamily protein. Gene Ontology annotation, molecular function: 3'-5'-RNA exonuclease activity; nucleic acid binding. NCBI's taxonomy places the organism in Eukaryota, Viridiplantae, Streptophyta, Magnoliopsida, Malpighiales, Euphorbiaceae. Gene Ontology annotation, cellular component: mitochondrion. The record is from RefSeq and is a predicted model, not a curated record.
GGUAAUUACGAAUUAGGCCUCAAAUGCUGUCACUUUUUCUCCCCUGCAAGUAGUUUCUUCGUCUCCCUUCUCUGCCAAGUCUCUCGUCACAUCAGUUAUCACUCAGCAGUCUCCACUCGCCGGACACGACCUCCGAUGCUUUUAACUAUUCAGAAGUCGUAACAGUUAGUUUCAUUUCUUCGUUCCAUUGGUUUUCUCCACCGGCAACUACAAGCCACCAGCGGUGGAGGUUGUUGUUGCAGCUGCUUCACGGGGCAUGCUCUUGAGUUCCGCUUUGAAGAGAUUUUGAAGCAAACGAAAAGCAUGGACUACCUUUCGAAUGCAUUUUCUGUGUUGGACCUUGAUGCUGAAGAUGAUCAAGUGGAUGUUGUAGCUUCUCCCUCCAUUUCUACUUCCUCCAAAGCUACACCAGUCUCUACAAAUAACACAGAAAGCAGUAGGAACAAGCUAAAUGGAUCUGUCUCUGGUUUGGGGUUAGAAAAAGAGAAACAGCAUGAACAAAAUCUAGUCACAUCUUCAACAGCGUACAAAAUGCCUCUUGUUUGGAUCGACAUGGAAAUGACCGGUUUGAAUAUUGAAGUUGAUAGAAUACUGGAGAUUGCUUGUAUUAUCACUGAUGGCAAUUUGACUAAAUCGGUGGAGGGUCCAGAUUUGAUCAUCCAUCAAAGUAAGGAGUGCUUGGAUCAGAUGGGAGAAUGGUGUCAAAGUCAUCAUGCAGCUAGUGGUUUGACAGAUAAAGUGCUGCAAAGUUCAGUGAGUGAAAGGGAAGCUGAGAAGCAGGUUAUUGAAUUUGUCAAGAGACACAUCGGUACAUACACCCCACUUUUGGCAGGAAACUCUGUGUAUGUGGAUUUCCUAUUCCUAAAGAAGUACUUGCCGGAUUUGGCUAGUCUCUUCUCCCAUGUCGUCGUUGAUGUUAGUAGUGUCAAGGCAUUGUGCAUUCGUUGGUAUCCCAGAGAUCAGAAGCGAGCGCCUCCAAAGGAAAAUAAACAUAGAGCAAUGGAUGAUAUUAGAGAGAGUGUUAGGGAGCUCAAAUAUUACAAGGAGAACAUAUUUAAGGCAAGGUCCAAGAAGUGAUCUUUAAAGCAUCAGUAUAUGUAAAGAGGCUUGCCAUAUUUAAAUGUAUUUUGGGUUGAAAUGUUCUUUUUCAAUACAUGUAAUUUAGUUCCAACAAGCUCAGUUUCUGUUUGCAUGGAUUAUGCAUCAAUAUUUUUCAUUACGGGGUGAGCAUAUGUUUGGUAUGAUUUGAAAAUUUUUUAAACCUAUCGAACCUAACUGAACUGCAAAUUUUUAUUUAGGAUUUUUUAGGUUUAAAUUGAUUAAUAUGAUGAAACUCAAGUCAUAUUGCCUUAUUAA